CCCCCCCCCCCCCCCCCCCUCACGCGCCCAGCCGCGACUCGGCCGCAAUGGCGGAGCCCGUGGCCAACGCGGCGGCGCCCGCCCCCGCGCCCGGCCGCCUCCGCAACGCCUUCGGCGGCGUGCUCUGCGCCUUCACCCUCAUCCUCAUCGGUGUCCUCGCCUUCUCGAUCCGCCUCUUCUCCGUGAUCAAGUACGAGAGCGUGAUCCACGAGUUCGACCCCUACUUCAACUUCCGCGUCACUCAGUUCUUGUCAAAGAAUGGAAUCUACGAGUUCUGGAACUGGUUUGAUGAUAGGACAUGGUAUCCCCUUGGUCGUGUGAUCGGUGGCACUGUGUAUCCUGGGUUGACUUUGACAGCUGGAAGCAUUUGGUGGUUCGUAAAUGCUCUGAACAUCCCAUUGUCCGUGGAGACUGUCUGCGUGUUCACUGCUCCAAUUUUCUCAGCAAUCGCUUCCUGGGCUACUUACCUCUUGACAAAGGAGGCAAAGGGCACUGGAGCUGGAUUGAUGGCAGCAGCCAUUCUGGCAAUGGUCCCUUCGUACAUCUCAAGAUCAGUUGCUGGCAGCUAUGAUAAUGAAGCUGUAGCAAUAUUUGCCUUGGUAUUCACAUUUUAUCUGUAUGUAAAGACACUGAACACAGGAUCACUCUUUUAUGCAACGCUCAAUGCUCUCUCAUAUUUCUACAUGGUCUGUUCUUGGGGAGGCUACACAUUCAUCAUAAACCUUAUUCCGAUGCAUGUGCUGUUGUGCAUUGUAACCGGUCGUUAUUCUUCGCGACUGUACAUUGCAUAUGCUCCCCUUGUUAUACUGGGAACACUUCUGGCAGCUUUGGUACCUGUCGUUGGUUUUAAUGCUGUAUUGACAUCUGAGCACUUUGCAUCAUUUCUGGUGUUUAUAAUCCUUCAUGUGGUUGCUUUUGUGUAUUACAUCAAAGGACUUUUGACUCCCAGGCUGUUCAAAAUGGCUAUGACUCUUGUUAUAACUGUUGGACUGGCUGUUUGUUUUGCAGUUGUAGCUAUACUCGUAGCGUUGGUGGCAUCUAGCCCAACAAAAGGCUGGAGUGGGCGCAGUUUGAGUCUACUGGACCCAACCUAUGCAAGCAAGUAUAUUCCCAUCAUUGCCAGUGUCAGUGAACAUCAACCCCCUACCUGGCCCUCUUAUUUUAUGGAUAUCAAUGUUUUGGCCUUCUUGGUUCCUGCUGGAAUAAUUUCAUGCUUCUUGCCUUUGUCCGAUGCAAGUUCAUUCAUGGUCUUGUACUUGGUCACUGCGGUAUAUUUUUCUGGAGUGAUGGUUCGGCUUAUGCUUGUCCUUGCUCCUGCUGCGUGCAUUCUAUCAGGGAUUGCUCUUUCCUCAGCCUUCGAUGUCCUCACACGAUCUAUGAAAUUUCAGCUAUCAAAACUAUUUGAUGAUGGCCCUGCUAUUUCAGGGAAUGGUAGCCCAAAUGGUUCUAGUGCUAGCACGGUCAAUACAAGUUCAUCCAAAAAUGAGAAGACUGAAAAAUCUGAAGCAGCUCCAAAGGAAAAACAAUCAAAGAAGAACAGGAGGAAGGACAAAGAAGUGACCGAAAGUGUUUCUGUGAAGCCUAAAAAGGAAAAGAGACUUUCGGUACUGCCUUUGGAAGCAUCUAUUGUGAGCACUCUUUUACUGAUCGCGUUAGGUGGUUUCUAUGUGGUCCAUUGUGUUUGGGCUGCAGCUGAAGCGUACUCUGCACCUUCGAUUGUGUUGACAUCUCGUUCACGCGAGGGAUUGCAUGUUUUUGAUGAUUUCCGUGAAGCUUAUGCAUGGCUUAGCCAUAACACAGAUGUGGAUGACAAGGUUGCAUCCUGGUGGGACUAUGGUUAUCAAACAACUGCUAUGGCUAACAGGACUGUGAUUGUAGACAACAAUACCUGGAAUAACACUCACAUAGCAACAGUUGGUACAGCGAUGUCAUCCCCAGAAAAGGCAGCAUGGGAGAUCUUUGAUUCUUUAGAUGUUAAAUAUGUGCUUGUUGUGUUUGGAGGUCUGGUUGGCUACCCUAGUGAUGAUAUUAACAAGUUCCUUUGGAUGGUUCGCAUAGGAGGUGGUGAAUUCCCUCACAUCAAGGAGCCAGAUUAUCUUAGAGAUGGCCAGUACCGUGUUGAUGCUCAAGCAACUCCAACUAUGUUGAAUUGCCUCAUGUACAAGCUUUGCUAUUACAGGUUUGUUGAGACUGAUGGCAAAGGCUUUGAUAGAGUAAGAGGAUAUGAAAUAGGAAAGAAGCAUUUCAAGCUAACACAUUUUGAGGAGGUUUUCACAACCCACCACUGGAUGGUGCGCAUUUAUAAACUGAAACCUCAAAAGAACAGGAUUCGGGGCAAGUUGAAGAAGUUGAAAUCCCAGAGUUCCAAAACUAGUUCAACGCUUGCAGCUGGCCGAAAGAAGAACCCAUGGCAAUGAAGAGAAACCGUGUUCCAUUUACUUGAGGCUUGAUAUUGUAGCUCAACUGCAUCAAGCUCAAAAGAACUAGAAUACUACAGAACUAGAUUAGAGAUAUCUGCAUUGUUGUGCUCGUAUUUGACCCCCUAAUGUCUUCUUUCUGGAACCUGCCGAAGUGCUGAUAGAAUUUUUGAUAGACGAGUUUGUUUCCCCCCCCCUUUGUUGGGACACUA
Molecule: messenger RNA, 2629 nt
Organism: Aegilops tauschii subsp. strangulata
Lineage: Eukaryota; Viridiplantae; Streptophyta; Magnoliopsida; Poales; Poaceae
Product: dolichyl-diphosphooligosaccharide--protein glycosyltransferase subunit STT3A
Cellular component (GO): membrane
Molecular function (GO): oligosaccharyl transferase activity
Source: RefSeq, a predicted model, not a curated record